Leptidea sinapis is the source of this 797-nucleotide messenger RNA. It is a transcript of the gene Hsp20.1, whose product is annotated as protein lethal(2)essential for life-like. The transcript has a single exon. Gene Ontology annotation, molecular function: protein folding chaperone. The record is from RefSeq and is a predicted model, not a curated record. NCBI's taxonomy places the organism in Eukaryota, Metazoa, Arthropoda, Insecta, Lepidoptera, Pieridae. Gene Ontology annotation, biological process: response to heat; protein refolding. Bases 104 to 640 code for a protein of 178 amino acids.
UUUGACAAGUUUAAUUCAAAGCGCGAUACGAUACGCAUCUUAGUGCAAAAGCUCUGCGAAUACACAGUGACAAAGUAAAAGAUUUGAUUUACAGUUAAUAAAAAUGUCUCUGCUACCAUUUAUUCUUGGCCACGAUCAUCCCCAUCGCCUUUACGAUCAGGAUUUUGGCUUGGCAAUGACGCCCGAAGAUUUACUGACUGCAACAGUUGCUCCUAUGUUAUCCCGGGACUACUACCGACCAUGGCGUCAAUUGGCUGCCGUAGCUCGUGACAUCGGGUCGACCAUCAAGUCCGACAAAGAUAAAUUCCAAGUCAAUCUAGAUGUGCAGCAUUUCAAGCCGGACGAAAUCUCUGUGAAGACUGUUGAUGGUUAUAUUGUCAUAGAAGGCAAACACGAAGAAAAGCAGGACGAACACGGGUAUGUAACCCGACAUUUCACACGUCGGUACGCUAUUCCAGAUGGUUGUAACCCUGACACCGUCGAAUCACGAUUGUCUUCUGAUGGUGUGCUAACUGUGGUUGCUCCGAAGGCUACACCAGCAGUCCAGAACGAGAGGAGCGUCCCUAUAUCACAGACGGGGCCUGUGAGGAAGGAGAUCAAGGACCAAACUUCUCAAGCCAGUGCUAACGGUGAAAAGUGAAUUUCAGAGUGAAAUUCUGUGCAGUAUUAGUGUUUUUAUUUUAUGUAUAAGACUGAUUCCAUUUUGUAAGAUUUCAUUUCGUAAAAAUGCAUUGAUGUAACCAAACCGUGUAACUUUUAAUUUUUGUAAUGGUUAAUAAAUGUCGUUUUGUUUGCAA